GUUUAUAGGAAGGUAACACCUUUACAAGUAAGGUUCGGUAACCUUCCAGAGCUCGCAAAUCGCGGAAAAUGAAAAAGCUUGCAUCAGUUUCUGGUUUUUUAGCCCUUCUCUUCUUAUCAUGCUGUGCAGAAGACGAAGAGAGUGGAUGUCUUUACGUAUCCCAUCUCAGCGGUGAAGACUCGCCUCAGUGUGGUUCUUAUGCUGCGCCCUGCCGGACAUUAAAACGAGCGUUACUCCUGGUUAAAGAUAGCGGCGAAAUUUGCCUCAACGGAGCGAACAGUGAGUCAAAUCCAUACGAAUGUUUGAAAAUGGAUGGUCCUAAUGGAACUCAAUUGAUACCUAUAGGGAAAAGUGUAUCGAUAAAAGGUGUGUCCUCCCCAGCAUACAUUUCAUGUGGUUUGGUAUUUACAUCAAGGUUCAAUUAUGGUUUCGUCAAAGGUUCUUUCUCAAACCUUGUUUUCAACAAUAGUAAGUAUGGAUUAGCCUUCCUCAAUGUGCCCGCCUAUCAUGUCGCCAUUUCCAAUUGCAAAUUUAUCAAUUGCUAUAAGGCUAUUUCCAUGUUGUGGGAAAUAAGUCAGGGUUUUUCUGUCAUCCGUCAAAAGUCUUCACUAGCUCGGCCACGAAGACAACAGCUUCGCGGUAUCAGUUAG
Stylophora pistillata is the source of this 650-nucleotide messenger RNA. RefSeq lists its product as uncharacterized. The record is from RefSeq and is a predicted model, not a curated record. NCBI's taxonomy places the organism in Eukaryota, Metazoa, Cnidaria, Anthozoa, Scleractinia, Pocilloporidae.